Molecule: messenger RNA, 2064 nt
Organism: Emericellopsis atlantica
Lineage: Eukaryota; Fungi; Ascomycota; Sordariomycetes; Hypocreales; Bionectriaceae
Product: putative DUF21 and CBS domain protein
Exons: 2
Coding region: 291-1961 (556 amino acids)
Biological process (GO): magnesium ion homeostasis
Cellular component (GO): intracellular membrane-bounded organelle
Source: RefSeq, a predicted model, not a curated record
CUGCAGCCUUCCCCGUCGACGCCAAGGUGCCCACGAACAUCACAGGCUCACUCCAGCUCUGUCCUUUGCAGCACAGUCGCUGUCAUCGCUGUCGCAUCAAUUGACCGGCACCGCAUCCUCGGGAGCGGAGGGCGUACGCAUCGAGACCACCUCACUGUUCGAGGCAGAGAUUUUCGUGCUCUCCAGCCUCUCUGAAUUGCAUCACCCUAUUCGACCCGACGCGCGCGUAAUUUUUGCGGCGCGAGCUCCUUCUCCCACCUCGACAUACCGCGCAUCACAGCCUCGACGCGAUGCCCUCAACGAGCUCCGUCGGCAACGUUGCUGGGCUGCGACCCGCUGUCCUCGGACUGGCCAAGCUGGUGACACUGACAUACUCGACUGUGGCGGCCUCACCGCUGCUGCCGCGCGGUCACCACGUUGGAAAUGACGAGGCAGAAGAGGAGGACGGCAUGCCCAUAUGGAUCUAUCUUGUCGCCUCCGUGAUUCUCACGCUCGUUGGAGGUGUGUUUGCGGGACUGACGAUCGCAUUGAUGGGACAAGACAGCAUCUACCUGCAGGUGUUGCAGGACGAUCCGACCGAACCGCAACACAAAAAUGCCAGAAGGGUGCUGAAUCUUCUCAAGAAAGGCAAACAUUGGGUCCUUGUCACCUUGCUGCUGAGCAAUGUCAUUGUCAACGAGACCCUUCCCGUGGUGCUGGAUCGCGCACUCGGCGGCGGCGUCGCAGCCGUCGUGGGCAGUACCGUCCUGAUUGUCAUCUUUGGCGAAGUCAUCCCGCAGUCUCUCUGUGUGCGCUACGGCUUGCCGAUCGGCGGAUACAUGUCCAAGCCUGUGCUCGGGCUCAUGUUCGUGACCGGCUUCAUCUCCUGGCCGACCGCCAAGCUUCUCGACUACCUACUGGGCGAGGAUCACGGCACCGUGUACAAGAAGAGCGGCCUCAAGACCCUCGUGACACUACACAAAUCUCUCGGCGAGCUGUCGGAGCGCUUGAACCAGGACGAGGUCACCAUCAUCACGGCUGUCUUGGAUCUGAAGGCCAAGGCUGUGUCAGACGUCAUGACCCCGAUGGACGAUGUCUUUACGCUGUCGGAAGACCACAUCCUGGACGAGAAGACCAUGGACAAGAUCUUGCACAUGGGCUACUCUCGCAUCCCCGUGUACCGCGCCGGUAACAGCUCCGACUUUGUUGGUAUCCUGUUGGUCAAGACACUGAUCACCUACGAUCCCGAGGACAAUGUACCCGUCAAGGACGUGCCGCUGGGUGCCGUUGUCGAGACACGCCCCGAAACAAGCUGCCUGGACAUUAUCAACUUCUUCCAGGAGGGCAAGUCGCAUCUUGUCUUGGUGUCCGAAGCCCCUGGUGGCGAUCAUGGGGCUCUGGGUGUCGUGACACUGGAGGACGUCAUUGAGGAGUUGAUUGGAGAAGAAAUCGUGGACGAGUCGGACGUCUACGUCGACGUGCACAAGGCGAUCCGCCGCCUUACACCUGCGCCCCGUGCCCGCCGGAUCGAAGCCACCGCAGCUGCCGCCGCAGUUCAGAAGACGACGGAACAUCCUGUACUCGUGGACAUUGCCGAAGACGCGGAAGGUAACACCAUCCAAGUCGGGUCCUAUGGUGCUGCGGGUGACGGGGUUAACGACACCCGACCCCGAACGGCCAUAUUCAUGAAGCGCCGCCGGUCUGCUGGGCCGGACGGCCGUAUGGAGGACAGGCCGGAAGCCGUGCGUGGCUCGCUGAAGGACGUGAAGCAGCAGAUGCGCCUCGGGCCCGCCAAUAGGGCUGCGCACCCGAGAGCGUCGAGACGCGAUCAGUUCAAGACGAAGCAGGGUCUGAGUGGCCAGGACCGGAUGCCUCCUCGAUCUGCCUCCGCGAACGCUAGCAGUGAAAGAACGCCUCUGUUGGAUGGCGAGGAAUCGGGAGAGCGGUCCUCGCGCGGCAAAGCCAAUGGGAACGGCAACUAAUCGGCCUAGAGGUGGAGGAAAGGAGGAUGGGGCAAAAGAAGGCUGAUUUUUCCUUUUUAGAACACAUCGCGGAGUGAACUUGUAUUUCCUUACGCGGGCUGCA